AUGUCCGUGAAAAAGGUUGGCGAUUCGAGCUUGCUAUCGGAGGAAGAGCCAUUAAUAGCUCUAGGAUACGAGAUUGUGGAAGUACUUAUAAAAGCUCUGCCAUCUCUUUGUUUUGAAAACUUUGCUUCAGAGAGAAUCAGGUCCAGGGUUCAAUAUGGGGCAUUUUCUCGAGCUGCUCCAAAAGAGUACGGUUUCAGAAUACAUAGAAUGAAUAUAUCCCCAGGGGUGGUCCCAUUUUUGAAGUCUGGCGAUAAGAUAUCGGGCAGUUCAGUAACAUCUGCUAUUGCUUCCGGAGUCUCUUCAUUGAUUCACUCCUGCAAAGAGUUUGCGAACAAAGGCAAAGGUUUCAAGCCCGAUACGCGGAAACGAGUAAUUAAGGAACAUUUUUUUAGAAUGAUGGGGCAGGACGAGAAGUACAUCAUGCUUGAGAAAUUUGUUGGUCUAGAUGUCCAAGCUAGGGACGGGGAGCCUGUUAAUGCUAAAAGGAUUAUUCUAGAAGCAUUUCGGGAUCCGGAGCCACCUGAAUGGAUAUGA
This is a messenger RNA of Talaromyces proteolyticus, 534 nucleotides long. RefSeq lists its product as uncharacterized. The record is from RefSeq and is a predicted model, not a curated record. Lineage: Eukaryota; Fungi; Ascomycota; Eurotiomycetes; Eurotiales; Trichocomaceae. The transcript has a single exon. Bases 1 to 534 code for a protein of 177 amino acids.